AUGGCGUGUUUUCAACGUGAUGUGGUCGUAAGCGACAGUUCGAAUUUCUCUUGGCUCCAUAUUCUCGGUUUAGGCGCCGUCUAGCCUUGAAGAAUCGAACUCUUAGUAUGGAAAUAAUGUAAAUAUGCUUGUAGACUUUUCCAUGUAGAAGUUAUGUAGAGAAAUAAAUGAUUUUUCCGAUUUUUCUCACCAUUUUCUCAAGGAUCCUUGUUUUCUAACUUGUUUUCGCUUAACCUGCUAACUCUUCUAUAGGAAACAGGUUUCGUAGGCGUUCGCAUGAUUUCCCUUCGCUGGAUUGAAAUUCGCGCGCAGGUGGGUGGUCUUGGUCAGAAAUUCCAGAAAUUUUGAACAGAAUUCAAAAAAUGUUUAUUAUUAAAAUAGGAGAUUGUUGCUUUGCAAAGAUGCAUUGUCAUCUCAAAAAUGAAUAAACAGAGCAAAAAUUCAGAAGAAGCGCGGUAAUGCAGUAUUUUCAACCGAUAAUAUUGAGGUGAAACGAGCCACAGCACUCGCUUACGACCACAUCACGUUGAAAACACGCCAUCCCGUCCGAUCUGGCAAGUUAAGCAACGUUGAGAGCCGGUAGUACUUGGAUCGGAGACGGCUUGGGAAUACGGCUUGCCGUAAGCUUUUUUGCUGCUUUCUAGAGUUCUUCAAUUUAUUUUUUUGUCUUUGUUUUUUUACUCAUCUUUUUUUAUGAAAAAUAAUCAAAAAAAUAAGCUACCCUCAAAUUAUUCACAUCAAAAAGGAUAUCAGAAUAAAAAAAUUUUUUUUAUGUUUCAAUUAUAUUUGAUCUCAAACUCAAACUUUUUUUCCAGAUAUUCGUAACAUUUUCCAUUGCUCCAAAAACGCAGAAGAAAAACAGCUCAUCCUUGGGAAUUUUUUUGAACUCCCGAAUAUCCUGAACGCUGCUUGGACAUUUCUUCAACGGCAUUUGCGACCAAAGAAACAGUCUAAAGAUCAGUUAGCAGAAAAAAUAAAUCGUACGAAGACUAGAGUCGAUUUUAAAGAAAAAGCCAGAUCUGGAACGUCUUCUGGAGUGGGAGAAUCAGCAUAACUAUUCGAAAAAAAAUGACUGCAAGCUUUCUUCAAAAAAAAAAAAACUUGAUAGACCGCGAGAUUUUGCUCACCGCUUUACAUUUACUCGAAAAGAAUUUUUCUUCAAAAUCAGAAGAAAACUGGGACUUUUCAACUGGGGAUAUUGUGCCAAAACGAUCCACAGCACUCGCUUACGACCACAUCACGUUGAAAACACGCCAUCCCGUCCGAUCUGGCAAGUUAAGCAACGUUGAGAGCCGGUAGUACUUGGAUCGGAGACGGCUUGGGAAUUCGGCUUGCCGUAAGCUUUUUUUGCUGUUUCAAUCCCUUUUGGACAUUAAAAAAGCCGUUCAGAAAGAAAAAAAGGUCCUCCCGUCAUAGGGAUCACUCCAGUGAUCAAGUUUUCUUCUUUCAAAAAUCCAGCCACAACAGGUUGACCGCAACGAUCGGCGUGUUGGACGCAAAAGUGCAGAAAGUUGGUCAAAAAGUGGGCGGAGCUGAACUUUUCUAGACGGCCAAAUGAAUGAAAGAAAUGAUUUUUUUUGCAGAAGAAGAAGAAGGAGGAGGAGGAGGAACACCCACCCGAUGACCACUACAAAAGGCCUCCGGCACGUGACGUCGUCUUAAGCCUCUCGAUCCGACUUUUUUCUUCUGGUCAGCAGCUAAUUUUUCGUCUUUUUCCUGAUCUUUGAGUCGGCCUAAAUGCGUCUAGCCGCUGUGUUAUUGGUGUUUUUACCUGUAAGUUUUUUUUUUGAGAUUUUUUUGCUCUAGAUGAAGCUUGAUUCUGUAGAGGUGAAGCUGAUCACUAAAAAUCGAUGGUAAAAAAGUUUUUGGUUGAUUUUUCGGGUGUUUUUCGCUUUUGCUGUUCUUUCUUUAACCACCAAAAUGCUUCUAACCGCCAUCUUAUUGCUGUUUUUUUUCUGUGUCUUUUUUUUGAACAUCACUUAAACUUGAUCCUGUAGAUGAGAAGCUUAGAACUGAUAAUCGCUGAUAAAAAAUAAUUUUUUGAAUAUUUUGAGCUUUCUCAUUUUUGAAAUCUGCUGGAAAGGUUUCAAAUUUUAUGUGGUUCCCCUAAAAAAUUCAUUUUCAACUUUCCGUUUAGAUAAUCAGUCUUUAUACAGUUUCAAGCUUAAAUUUUUUUAAAAACUUUUUGGUUCGAGCCCUUCAACUUUGAAUCAAAAAAAUAAAAUAAAAAUAAAAAAACAAAAAAAGAUAAAGUUCAAGAUGAAAAACUUCUUAUAAGCGAAAUUCUGAAAUUCCAAUUUCUUUUUUUGAGUCACUUGGACCUCGGUGUCUCAAACUGGGCCUUUUUACUGAUACCUUAAGCGGUUUGAGUACCCUUAAGUGAUCACUUGAAGUUUUCGGAAGUUACCGAAGUUGACAGUUGACCAAAUUUAUCCAUCGAGCACACUUUCCCAUUUCAGAUAGUGACGUCAUCGGACGAAGAUGAGCCCCAAAGUCGAGUGAAACGCCUCGCCGUUCAUCCGUUCUAUUGGGAAACCAGGUCAUUUUUAAAAUUUUUUUUUUGAUAGCCCAAUGUGAAAUGGCUAAUUUUUGAAGAAUUUUGAGGAUUUUCUGGGAUACUUUCGAAAAAAAAAACAGGCAUUUUAGUAGAUUAAGAGCAUCAUUUGAUAAGUCAAGAAGUAGGAUGUGUGCAGAAGCGCAAGUAGUUUCUGGUCGGGUGCAUUGAAAAAAGGCUCCAUUAUUGAUUAGAACUGUGAAAGUAGAAAUGAGAGCAUUUUCUCAGAAAAAAGUUUUCCUAUACAAUUUUGAGCUAAAACUUCAUUGAAUCAACUAUCUCAAUAUCCAGAUUUUCUGGAAAAAAAAAACUCCGCAUUGGUCAUCUAUUCUCAGAGAUCAACAAAGCCUCAUUCAGAGGUCACUUAACGGCUUGAUUCAAUAAUAAAGCCGAAGGAGGAGAAAACUUGAAAUUGAAAAGACAUCGAGGUUGAGAGAAUGAAUAAGCGCCAAGGCAAAAAACGGGAAUUUGAAGAGGAUGACCCUCGAGCCAAUUUGGGAAAGCGGGUGGACCCGUUCUUCCAAGGAAUCCUUGUAAUCGUGAUAUUCAUUGUGUUAGCCGCCUUGUUUCGAGAAGAUCUCUAUAGUUAUGAAGGAAAAAAGAGUACUAUCAUGAGCAAUAAUGAGCAAUAAGUACGAUUAUCUUAGAUCCCCACAGCGAAAGAGUACAUUCCUCUUGAGCCCCCUUAGCAAUUUGGAAGCCUCUUUUCCAGGAAAGAGGAAGGCUAUCUUGGUUAGGGAUCAGUAGAACUUGAAAAAAUUAAAGAUCUUUAUAAGCUUGAAAGAAAAGAAAUUGACUAAUAUGAGCAAUAAUGAGCAAUAUUGAGCAAUGAAAAGCAAAAAAAUGAAAGUCUUAUCGUAGACACAAAAAAGCCCUGAAUGAGCUUUUGCUUGCGAAGUUCUUGAAGGCAAAAGUCAAAAAAAAAAUCUGGAAAUUCGCUAACCUGAGCAAGACUGAGAAAUAAUUGAAUCAAAGAGUCUCCCAAGUCGAAUAAAACUGUAAACAAUGAGCUGAGUGUCCGGGAAAACGUUGGAAAGCUUGAAAAUAUAUGAAAUAAAAAAGUCCCAGAAAAACAAGAGUUUUAUAACCUAAGCAAGACUGAGCAAUACAUUUUAACCAAACAGCCUCCGAAGUCUGAAAGAAUAGAAAAUAAUAAAAUGAAAAUAACUUUUGUUCACUUUUUUUCAAAAAAAAACCUAUUCAAGACUUUUUCCAAGACCUCACUCUUACGCGAAAGCCACGCUCCAUUUUUUGGUCUUCCAGGACUCAAAUCGGUAUUUUUAAGGUUAUGGCCAAACGGAGAAGUUCCCUAUCACAUCGCCUCGCACUACACGCAAACCGAACGCAACGUCAUCCUCUCGGCGAUGAAGGCGUUCCACAAGGAGACGUGCAUCAAGUUCCGACAGAGGACCAAGGCCGACAAGUACUACCUCAGCGUCAACAAGUACUACGAGCUCGAGAAGUCGGUUUUUGGAAUAUUCGAAAGCUUUUUCCUCAAAACAUAGAAACGCCAGAGUGGUCCUUGGAGAGGCACCUUUAGAUUCUUUUAAAGGCUCCCCUAUAGGGGUCACUUAAGCUUGCAAAAGUGGCUAGAACAUCAACUUUUUAAUAACUCAGGGUCUUUAGAGUGGUCACUUUAGGGGCAGCCAUAGGGGUCCUUGAAGGCUUCCCUCUAUUAAGUGGUCCCUAUAGGGGCAUCCUAGCCGGUUAUUGUUCAAACUCGAUAUUGUAUCUUUUUCUGAACUAAAGAUGAGAUUCUGAGCCCUUAUAGGACCACUGGAGUUGUACCCCUCUAGGGAGCACUAUUUCGUCCCCUAUAGGCUGUUUUUCUCCCAACCCCUUUAGGGGCCUCUUGGGCUUUACGGCUGAGUGGCGCCCUUAAGUUGAAGGGGGCUAAAGAUCAGGUUCUGAGCCGUUAUAUUACCAACGGAGUUUUACCCCUCUAGGGAGCACUAAUUUGUCCAUUUCUAGGUAUUUUUUUCCCUAACCCCUAUAGGGACCUCUUCAACUUGAGGGCUAAUGACUGAGACUCUUAACCCCUAUAGGGAUCACUUAAGGAGGGUAAAGAUUCGACUCUAAACCCUUAUAGGACCACCGGAGUUUUAACACUGUAGCGAGCACUAUUUCGUCCCCUAUAGGCUGUUUUUCCUUCUCACCCCUAUAGGGACCCCUUAAGCUUUAGGGCUAAUGACUGAGACCCGUAACCCCUAUAGGGAACACUUAAGUUUGAGGCUGCUAGAAAUCAGACUCUGAGCCUUAAUUGGAACAGCGGAGUUUCACCCCUCUAGUGAGCACUAACUUGUUCAUUUCCGGGCCUUUUUUCCCCUGACCCCUUUAGGGACCCCUUGAGUUUAAGGGUUUAGCUGUCAGACUCUUAAUCCCUAUAGGGAGCACUUAUUUCUUUAUAUCUAGGUCUUUUUUCCCCUUGACUCCUGGAGGGAUCACUCUAGAGCUCAUAGCAACGUUUGACAUGAAGUUUUUCAUAGUAAGAUUCAUAUUUUCCAGGUGUUUCUCGUAUAUUGGCCGCCAGACAGGUAAUCUGUUCAAAACGGCCGAAGGAGCCGUGGAAACGAGGAUGAAGCUCGCGCCACAGUGCCUGAUGUACAAUGGGAGAGGGACUGUCAUGCAUGAAUUGAUGCAUAUUCUCGGGUUCUACCACGAACAUCAGCGGUUCGUCGAUCAUCCGCAAAAAAAAAAGUCUGACCUCUCUGCGCCCUCUUUUCCAUCGCCGACAGAUUUUGAAGGACUGACAGAUCAGUGGGAACCCUUAAGGGUUCACUUAGAUCUGAAAUUUAACUUUCAAGAAAUGCAACUCUUUCAAAACUCUCGAGUUUUGUUUCAUUCUUCAAGUUAUUCAUCCACCGACUUUUGAAAAACCUCUGACCUGUCUGCGCUCUCUUUUCCAUCUUUCCCGAAGCCAUAACAAAAUGGAAAUAGCAUAUGAAUUUAAGAGAGCAACCCAAAAUAAGAGAAUCAGAAGAAAAUUAAAAGACUAAAAUAGCAGAGCCGUUAAUUUUGGGAACAACACUUUUAAAAUAUGUAAGCAUUUUUAAAAUUCGACUUUGAAACAGAAACAUGUUCUAGUUUUUUCUUUUUUUUUUCGUGACUUCUGCGGUGAAAACACGUGGGAAUCGGAUCUUUCCCGAAGAUUGAAAGUUUUUUUUUAAAAUACAAAGAUUUUUAAAUCCAUUGUUUCAUUGAGGAUUUUUACUACGAAGAUUGUAUUUUUCGUUAAAAAAAUUUUUUUUCCUCUUUUUUGGAUUCUCUGUUUCAAGGGACACAUAUAAUUAUAUAAACCUUCUUGACUGGAUUAUUCCUUCUUUGUUUUCAAUAACAUUUUAUAAUUUUCAAGAAAAAUAAUAAAAAAUAUGUUUGUUUUUGCAGGGACGAUCGUGACAAGCGUAUCGGCGGCAACAGCAAACACUACAAUUUCAAUAUUCGUUCCAGAAAGUUGGUUCCUUUUUUUUACUUAGAGACGUCCGAGUUGUCCCUAAAAGGGCGAAUUUCGAAGCUCUGAAGGUAUCCCUCAAGGGACCAUCUAAGCUCUAUAGUUUGCAGAAGUGGCCACUAUAGGGGAGUAUGGUAUAUGUCAUUAAACGUAUUAUUAACCCUCAAACGGCAAAAAUAAAUAUGAGAGAUCCCUAAACGGACCACUUGAGCAUUAGGGGCUUCCUAACCCCUCUAGGGAACGCUCUAGUGUUUCUAAGCUUAUGUAUAAAAAUUAUUCGGCUUCUUACGAAAUUUUAUUUUUCAAGCCAUUUUUCUUGGAGGACCUAGAAAAAAUGUUUUUUUUUUCUGGGGUCUCUCCAACUGGUGUUCUUUCUCUUCUAGCCCCUCUAACAUGAGCAAUACGUUCAGAAUCACCUACUACAUGGGAUCAUACGAUCCGGAAUCCAUCAUGCACUACAAUUUUCCGGGCGUUCCAAGCCGAAAAAGAGAUUAUUUCUCUCCGACUGAUAUCUUCCGGAUCAACGCUCUCUACAAGUGCCAUUUGGUAAGUUUUUAGUUUUUCCAAGUUGGCGCAGUGGCUAAAAGAGUGGUUUCUUGCUGGGAAGGUCAGAGGAUCGGAUCCCCGACCGGUUUUGGCUCUUUUGUCAGACUCAUAUUUUUUUUAAUUCAGAAAAGUUUAGUCAAAAGACGAUUUUUACGAGUUGGAGACUUUAAGAUUCAAAAAUUACUCGUGAAACUUCAAAAAAAAUUAUUUUUCGACUUGAAAAUCGCCUGAAACAGGAUAAUGAAGUUAUUCCUAAUUUUGGCGCAGUGGCUAAAAAGGCUAGUUGCUUGCUAGAGGGGUCUCGGGUUCGAAUCCUCAAGACGUUUAUCUCUUUUUUUGCUGAUUUUUUUCAAGUUCCUUCAAUUAUAUUUAAAAAUCGACAUCCUGUUAAAAACUAGAAUACAUUUUUUUACAUGAAACUUUUUCCAAAGUUUUUAUAGUGCUAAUUGAACCUAAAAGUGGCCUCUUUCAAAUUCUACUAAAUUUUUUUUUUCAAUAUAUGUUUUUUUUGGUGUGAAACCUACACAAAUAACGUUUUUUUCGAAUGGAAACAUUUCUGCAAAAAAACCAGAAAAAAAGUGCAAAAUGACCCAGGGGUGCGCAAAAGUGCACGCAGUUCACCGCAAUCAAGUAGCCUAAUGUGACCUUUUUUUGGAAGUUUUAUGGUCUAAUGUUGCUUGAUUAGGAAAGUUGAUGAUAAUGAGGGUUUUUGAAACAGAAUUUGAAGGCAAUGGGAUUCAACAUUGUUGGAAAAAACUUUUUUCGGUUUUUUUUAACGAAAACAAAUAUAAAAAAAAGUUUUUUCUUUUUCAAGUUUUUUCUCAAGUUCUUGAGAAAUAAUUCAAAAGCUCUGUGACCUGAAAAAGUGAAAAAAUAGAUCUUUGAAUAUUUAGAUUGAAAAACUGCUUUUUCAAACUGCACACAAAUCCUCAAUUUUCAUUCUGCAUUCGAAAUAAAUGGCUUUAAAAAAUCCAAAAGCCUCUUUUUUUCUACACAAAAAAACGUCCAAAUUUUGAAGUUUAUUGAUUAAAAAAACCAAAAAUCAAAAAAAAUUUUUUCACUACGUACGAUAAUAAUUUGGAAAGUUAGGCCGUGGUUCGAUUUGUAAAAUUCGACCUUCUCAAAAAAAUUAGAAAAAUUUUUUGAACAUUUUUCAUUGUUCUUAAGCUUUGAACGAUGAAAAAUAUAGUCUAACUUUUUGAGAAGGUCGAAUUUUACAAACUCGAACCAUGGCCUAACUUUCCAAAUGUUUAUCGUAAGUAGUAAUAAAAUGUUUUUUUGGUUUUUUUGUUUUUUUCUUAACCCCUAAAGCAUAAGUGGACCCUAUAGGGGUCUCUCAAUUUCAUUAAAAAAACGUUUAUUUAUUCAGUUUUAUGGAAAUGCUUCUUAAUGACUAGCAUGUCCCCUAUAGGGGCCACUCGCCAAAAACCCCUAUAGGGACCACUCUGGAUUCCCUGAUUUUUCUUCAAUGAAGUUCAUUACAGAAGGGCCGAAAACUGUCCUACCCAUCCCAGAUGAAAUCGACCGAGGAACUGACUUCGGAAGAACAAAAAGCCUUGGAUUUGAACGAGUUGCGCCGUCGGAGACGCAUCCGGAAGCUUUAA
Molecule: messenger RNA, 8152 nt
Organism: Caenorhabditis auriculariae
Lineage: Eukaryota; Metazoa; Nematoda; Chromadorea; Rhabditida; Rhabditidae
Source: the annotation of a GenBank genome assembly